UGUACCUUUUGAAAGGGUGCUGCCCCAGUGACAGCUUUUGUACCUUUUUUUUUUUAUUUUUUAGAGUUUUUAGAGUUUAGAUUUAAGAUCUGAAUUUUAGUAUUUCAUAAAUAAUGUUGUGUAUUACUAUAUUAAGUGUUGUUUAUUUCACAGUUUAUGGUUUCUUAAGCAUUUUAAAUAUAAAAACAUUUUUCCAUGCUUUAUACUUUUGUAUGUGAUUUGCAUUAAAUAGAUAAAAUAUGAUUUAAUGUGCAUGAUUCAUAAAGUCUCAUAGCGUUUGUUAUACUGACUUUCAUAUGUUCUACAUUCAGGAGAAGCCAUGGGGUGUGGUGUCACAAAAAACAGUGAAUUCAAUAAAAGAUAUGGCAAAGAUGGAAAUGUCAUCUCAGCAGCCAGAACAAUGAAAGCAGCGGUGCUGAUCCAGCGCUGGUACCGACAGUAUGCGGCUCGCAUGGAAAUGAGACGCAGAUACACCUGGAACAUCUUCCAGUCCAUGGAGUAUGCAGACCUACAAGACCAGAUCAAACUCUACAAUUUUCUUGGUUACCUGAUGGAUAACUUCACUCCAUCCAGCAGUGAACGAAAUCUGAUCUCACAUAUCUUCAGAGAAAACGAGGUUUGUCGAGAUGCAGAGUGGGAGAGAUACUUCAGCUACAUCAACAUUGAUGUGCCAGACAUCUACUCUGGCCCACGGCUAACCUUUCCUUUAGAUAUGGAUCAGGCUGCUGAUCUUGUAGAGGCCUUCAAAAACAAACAACAGCUUCACUCUCGUUACGUCCUUCAGCUUCUUCUGGAAACGUGGAAGUUGCUCAGAGGGUUGCCAAAUAUCAACCGAGUCUCUACAUGCCAUAGCAAAGAAAUAACUAUUUGUGGUGAUUUACAUGGACAAUUAGAGGACUUGCUACUAAUAUUUUACAAGAAUGGAAUGCCGUCAAUGGAGAAACCCUACGUUUUCAAUGGAGACUUUGUGGACCGAGGCAAAGACUCCAUAGAGAUUCUGCUCAUAUUGUUUGCUUUCCUGCUUGUGUAUCCCGGAGAUGUUUAUCUUAAUCGAGGAAACCAUGAAGACCACAUCAUUAAUUUGAGGUAUGGCUUCACCAAAGAAGUGCUGGGAAAAUACAAGCUGCAUGGGAAGCGUAUCCUCAAGUUGCUCCAGAAGAUCUUCAGCUGGUUGCCCUUAGUGACAGUAAUCGACCACCGGGUGCUGAUAGUCCAUGGAGGAAUCUCAGAUACCACUGAUCUCGCUCUAAUAGCUCGAGUGGACAGACACAGAUAUGUUUCUGCUCUGAAGCCUCCGAGAAAGAAGACUCCAUCCCGCAGUAGUUUAUAUGCAGAUUCAGAACGUUUUGAUGAGAUGAUCAUCUGUAAGAACAGAAGGGGCUCGAUGACCUUUCCCAGACCGCUUGGUGCUCGGGACAGUUUCCAGAGACGCUCCCUUCAAGAUUUCUCAAGGACUGUGGCUCGGACAGUUGAGGAGGAGUUCGAGGUCCGCCGUAGACAAGCGGAGUUUAGCAUGUCCAGCUUCAGCCAGUCUCACCGCAUUCUGGGCUCUGGCCCGUCCGCUGAGUCUGAACCAGACUCAUCAGAGAUCAUCGACACUGGCAAUGAUGAUUGGAAACAGAUUUUAGACCUGCUGUGGAGUGACCCCAUGUCUCAGGACGGUUGCGUUCCAAAUGAGGUCCGUGGCGGAGGUUGUUACUGGGGUCCUGAUAUCACCGAGAACUUUCUGAACAGACACAAUCUCCAGCUCAUCAUCCGCUCACACGAGUGCAAGCAGGAUGGAUACGAGUUUUGCCACAAUCGUAAGGUCCUGACCCUUUUUUCAGCCUCUAACUACUAUGAGAUUGGUAGUAACAGAGGAGCCUUUGUCAGACUGGGUCCAGAUCUUGUGCCUUACUUUGUUCAGUAUCAGGCCACCAGCAUGACCCGAGGACUGAGCUUUCCGCAAAGUGUAAAACGCACAGAGCACACUGCUCUCAAAGUCCUACGAGAGCAACUGUUUGUGCACAAGUCAGAUCUUCUCAGUGCCUUUCAAGAGCUUGAUAAGGAGAACACAGGACUGAUCUGUUUGUCCGACUGGGCCAGUGCAAUCGAGCGAGUUCUUCACCUGGAUCUGCCCUGGAAAGUUCUCCAACCACAGCUAGUGUCCAGCACCACUGAUGGGAUGCUGGACUACCACGGCUGGUUCCGGGAUCUCGCCCUAAAAAGGCCCAGCUCCGAGUACAUUGAGCAGAGUAUGCUGGAGACACUGUAUAAACAUCGCUCCACCCUGGAGACCAUUUUCAGAAUAGUGGACACAGAUAAUUCAGGUCUCAUCUCUUUUGAGGAUUUCCGUCAGACGUUGAAACUUCUCAGUGCCUAUCUGAAAAUGGAGAUCUCUGAUGAGGUCAUCAAUGAGCUGGUUAUCAGCACAGACACAAAUAAUGAUGGUAGCAUUGACAUUGAUGAGUUCAUGGAGGCUUUUCAGCUGGUGGACAAAAUCAGACUCAAGAGAGGUAAAAGUCUAUUAAAGUUCAAGCAGGAAUAUCAGAGCCUUCCUCAGGAGGAAGAAACCUCACCAGCUGCCGACUCUACAGGCCCACAGAUUUCUCAGUGUUCAGCUUUACACACUGAAGAUUCUCCUGGUUCACACACUGAAGAUUGUUCAUCUUCACAGACUCAAGAUCUCUGUGACAUUUCUGUUUUUGUUCGACCGCAAUAACUGUUGACUGUUGUAAAAAUGGACUGUUGUAAACUGUAGUCUUCCUCUUGGUAUGUGCUUUUUUAGACUUUGAAUCUUCCUCUCUAAACCAAAUAUAUGUCUGUGUUAGCGUCAGGUUUAGGUUUAGAAUGCACCUGGAAGUUCUGUGAUCAAACAUGAAUGUUCUCCAUGGUACUACAUUGUAUUACAUGCUGCUGAUCUCUCAAGGAUUCCUUGUUCUUAUCUCCCUGAAAACUGGAUCUGUCAAGAUCAUGAGGCUUUUCGAAUUUGCCUUCAUUGCCUCUGACAAAUUUCUUUGCAUAUUCUGUAUCAAAAUGAGCCAUCAGUAUCUUGAAUAAUACACCAUGACAUAAUGUAUCGUAACAUAGACUACAUGUUGUUCAUAAUGUAUUUGAUGUCUUCGUAAAUGUGCUAAGCAUACAAGUAAAAGGGUUGGUAGAGUUUUAAAACUUUUUGCAACUUUUGUGUUUCAAGAGCUAUUUUUAAUAAGAAGCAUGUUGACAUUAAGCUCUGUGCUAUUGCUGUGAGCAAAUAAAAGACAUUGUCCUAGAAAACAUACCAGCCAAAAAGAUGACUGAUGUUUUCCUAUCUACCUACACACUAGCUGAGGGAGAUGGUUUAGAAGGUUAUGCGUGCCUACUUGGAAGUAGUAGUGCUGCAGGGAAGACAUUUUUUUAUAGGCCAAAACACAGAAAAAGAGUUAGCAUUUUAUAACUUCCGAUUCCAUCGCCCCGAAAUCAAUGGGAUUUUUGAAGAAUA
Ctenopharyngodon idella (grass carp) is the source of this 3460-nucleotide messenger RNA. RefSeq names its product protein phosphatase with EF-hand domain 2a (gene ppef2a). Gene Ontology annotation, molecular function: Hsp90 protein binding; calcium ion binding; protein serine/threonine phosphatase activity. Gene Ontology annotation, biological process: detection of stimulus involved in sensory perception; negative regulation of MAPK cascade. Bases 320 to 2701 code for a protein of 793 amino acids. The transcript is spliced from 18 exons. NCBI's taxonomy places the organism in Eukaryota, Metazoa, Chordata, Actinopteri, Cypriniformes, Xenocyprididae. Gene Ontology annotation, cellular component: nucleus; cytosol. The record is from RefSeq and is a predicted model, not a curated record.